This is a messenger RNA of Colletotrichum godetiae, 840 nucleotides long. RefSeq names its product family 61 glycosyl hydrolase. NCBI's taxonomy places the organism in Eukaryota, Fungi, Ascomycota, Sordariomycetes, Glomerellales, Glomerellaceae. The record is from RefSeq and is a predicted model, not a curated record. The transcript has a single exon. Bases 1 to 840 code for a protein of 279 amino acids.
AUGCUUCUCACCCCAGCAAUCCUCCUUGGAUUCAUCUCUCUAGCAUCCGCCCACAGCCGAGUGACAAAUUUCGUAAUCGAGGGUGCAUCCUACCAAGGCUUCAACACACGAUCCUCAAACCCCAAUAUCCUCGCAGCAUGGAGCACCACAGUCAAGAACGAUGGUUGGAUCAGCACCGAGAGCUACGGCAAACCUGACAUCGUCUGCCAUGUCAAUGCGACCAACGCUCAGGGGCAUGCACCCGUUGCUGCUGGUGACACGGUUGACUUUCAAUGGCAAGGCUGGCCCGAGUCACACCAUGGCCCGGUCAUCACGUACCUCGCUUUCUGCGGCAUCGACAGAGGGUCCUGUGAGUCCAUCGACAAGACAAAGUUGACCUUUUUCGCGAUUGACAAGGUUGGACUGGUUGAUCCGAGUCUUAAUGCCACGAGUUUCGCAACGGCGUGGGGUAUUUGGGCGAGCGACAUCCUCAUCCGCAAUAAUGCGACCUGGGUGGUACAGAUUCCACCCAAGAUCCAGUCGGGUCACUACGUACUUCGACAUGAAAUUAUCGCUCUCCAUUUUGCUAGGUAUCCAGGGCUAGGCGCGCAGCACUACCCGCAGUGUGUCAACAUUGAGGUUACUGGCGGCGGGAGCGACGAGCCCGCUGGAACGUCGGCUGUAGACUUGUAUAAGCCGGCGGAGGAUGGGUUGAUCUAUGCUAUCUCCCAAUCGCCUACUGGGACGUACAAGAUCCCGGGGCCGACGAUGUACACCGGCGCAGCGGCUUUCGUCUCUCAGACUGGGGUGACGGUCCGUUCAUCGGCGACUGCGAUACCUGGCCGACCGACUGCGACUUAG